UCGGCGCCGCGACGGCGGAAGCACGCAGACGCAUCUGGACCGACGUCGAUGAUGUACAGACGUGAGAAAGGCGGUGGAUAGAAUCCGGCGGCAUACUCCAGUCCGUUUCGAUUCCGCUCCGCGUUUAGUGUUCCGUCAGAAUUAACGAGUGUAUAAGGAAUUCACGAACUUUCACGACACGCGAGAUAAAGCACCUGGAUUCUGUGGAGGAGGUUCUAUCGAUUGUUCAAUAUCGACGAGUGAUAAGCGAGUUCGUUCUUCCCAUCUGUGCUCUCGUUGCUCGAAUGCGUUGCAACGCCCGAAUGUCGCGCAGGUCGAAACGUUAGGAGAAGAGAGAUCUCACAGAGAGCAAUGACAGAACGUAUCGCGAACCACCUGUGAAUCGGCUGGAGACACGUAUAUCAAGACAGCGAUGAUCUUUGAGGAUUACGGAUGUAAUUUGUGCGUUUGUGAUUUCCAUAUUUAUAACUGUGUGACAUUAUUUGUAAAGCGCGCGACGGACUGUGUAAUCGUGUGACAGUUAUAUACGAAAGUGUCCCGCAGGGAUAAUCGAGAGCAAAGCUGACGACGAUAUCGAGUAGAAUUGAUGACUAAUUGGAGGGUCAAGGAUAACAAACAUGAAAUACUUGAAAAUUGCAUUAUUUACGUUCAAUCUAUUAAUAUGGCUGGCUGGCUGCAUGGUGCUCGUUAUAGGCGCCUGGUUGCUCCUGGAGCCCAGCAAGGGGCACAUUCUCAAUCUUUUCGUAUCUGACGUGAAGCCGCACGAAACUAUUAAUCUGAUAGCUUACAGUCUCCUCGGCCUCGGUUUCAUCGUGCUUACGGUCGGCUUCUUCGGCUGUCGCGCCGCGCUACGCGGAAAUCAAUGCAUCCUCGCCACCUACAUGAGCAUGCUGGUCGCGCUCAUCGUCACGGAGCUGGUGACGGCGGCCAUCGGUGGGUUGAUGACUUUCCAGAUCCUGUCAGAUCUAGAGGAGAGGCUCACCAGUAAACUGGCAGUGAAUUAUGGUCACGAUCCGACCAGCGAUAUUCCCUUCAGCCACAGCUUGGAUUUUGCGCAGUACAAGUUUAAUUGCUGUGGAAUCCAUGGCGACGGCGAUUACAAUGGCACGGCUUGGUGGAGAGACGGUCAAAUCUCAGGAAACAGGAGGCAGGUUCCCCUCACAUGUUGUGUUCUCAAAAAUUCCGAGAAUAAGAAUACAGGCAGUCCGAUGAGCGUUGUUUCGAGAGUGUUUCACAAAAAUAACGAAAAACCGUGGCUGCAUCCGCAGCCGAGGGAUGAGGCCGCGUGUCAGAUAGAAGACAAAGAAGGCCAUGAGGGAUACAGACACAAAGAGGGCUGCCUUGGAAAAGUCACAAACUGGCUGCAGUGCGAAAGUUUCACGUUGGUAUUCCUCGGCAUGGCAAUGGCAGGAAUACAGACAUUCGGAAUAAUAACGUCCGCUUUCCUCUGUCGAACGAUAAGGGAUAUGCAGGAUGAAUGAUCCAUGAUUCGUAGUCUCAAUGAAGUAAAAAGAAUGUCAUGGCACAUUCGUUCUUGUCAUUGAGAGAAAGGAUACAUCUUCGUUUUGUAUCUUCGUGUACUAUCAUCUCUGCAAACAUUCUCAAAAUCUGUUUUGAGUCUUGUGAGUUAAGGACAAUGAUGUGAGUCGCAAAACUGCGACUUGAGAAUUCUGCGGACAGAAAGCAAGUUUUAUUUUGUUUUACGCAAACCGACCGAUCAACUUCGAAGCGAGAUAACGAUAAAUGCAUAUGCUUAAUUUUUACAUAAUUUCCUGGCACGCGUUUUGCUGCAAAGUCAGCAAUAAAGUGACCAAUACACUCUGAUGUAUAUAUACAAUACAUUCGCAUCUUUGUUGUGUUCACUCUAAAAACAAAAAACAAGCCGCGAUAUUACAAUGAUAUCUCGCUUAGAUUUUAUGACGAUUGCAGGCGAAGAUCGAUCAACAAGGCGAAUUGUUAUUCGCGAUAUCUUGUCGUCUUGUAAAUACACUUGCCAGUGCAGAUAAUAAAAGUAUGUGCGUCGUGUACGUGAGAAUUUUCGAAUCCUUUUUCCUUUCUGAAAAAUUUACCUGAUUCAAGAUACAAAAUAAUUUUUCGCACAAUGUUGUACAUGCAUUUUUAGAAAAAAUGAUUUUUGCGUGCGUGGAUGUAUGUAGAAGGGCUGGGACUGAUUGUGAUAUUCUCACUAUUGACAAAUUUUUUAAGCGCAGAUUUCUAUACAUUGAGAAAUAUAUUAAAAUCAUAUAACGCUUACGCGUUUGUAAUUUUCAAAGUAUUUUGUUUGACUAGACUAAAUUUAAAAAAUAUAUAUUAAUUUAGAAAAAGAUAAAUAAAAUUUUUUUACUUAAUAUAUGCUAACAUAUUUUAGGUAACAAAUCAUUGAAUUUUUUUACUUAUGUAUUUUUAAUUAUUUUAAUAAUCAAUAUUUGUUAUGAUACCAAAAUCUCUUUCUGUGAUCUGAAAACUUGAAGUGAUAAAAGUAUCAAUCGGCUCCAGCAACUUCUAAUAAUUGUGUAUAU
Molecule: messenger RNA, 2519 nt
Organism: Cataglyphis hispanica
Lineage: Eukaryota; Metazoa; Arthropoda; Insecta; Hymenoptera; Formicidae
Product: tetraspanin-11-like
Exons: 9
Coding region: 618-1481 (287 amino acids)
Cellular component (GO): membrane
Source: RefSeq, a predicted model, not a curated record